Molecule: messenger RNA, 270 nt
Organism: Salvelinus namaycush (lake trout)
Lineage: Eukaryota; Metazoa; Chordata; Actinopteri; Salmoniformes; Salmonidae
Product: cortexin-1-like
Exons: 1
Coding region: 1-270 (89 amino acids)
Source: RefSeq, a predicted model, not a curated record
AUGAGUGAUGUCCCCACUCUGGACUAUGAGCUGCUGCUGUCCCCUGGGCCCUCCCUCCCUGGGGCCCCCAGCAGUCCUCCUCUGGUGGGGGGUGACGCGGAGCAGAGGACGGCCUUUGCCUUCGUGGGGCUCCUCAUGCUCUUCCUGGUCUUCCUGCUGGUGCGCUGCUUCCGCAUCCUGCUGGACCCCUACAGCCGCAUGCCAUCCUCCUCCUGGACCGAACACAAAGAGGGUGCAGAGAGGGGGCAGUUUGACUACGCCCUGGUCUAG